Messenger RNA from Ooceraea biroi (clonal raider ant), 6044 nucleotides. Its product is annotated as odorant receptor 85a. Lineage: Eukaryota; Metazoa; Arthropoda; Insecta; Hymenoptera; Formicidae. The record is from RefSeq and is a predicted model, not a curated record. Gene Ontology annotation, cellular component: plasma membrane. Gene Ontology annotation, molecular function: olfactory receptor activity; odorant binding. Gene Ontology annotation, biological process: sensory perception of smell; detection of chemical stimulus involved in sensory perception of smell.
UUAAAUAAUUAUAAUUAUGAAUAAUAUGAUUUAUCACACGAUUAGAAAAAGGUUGAGGAAAGAUUCGAAAUUUUACACAAACAAUGACAGAUCUUAGAUACAAAGAGACAGAGAGCAGAAUUUUUCAUCUCCAGAUAAUAAUUCAUUUAAUAAUUCAAUUAUUUAAAAGACAAAUAAUUAUAAAUUUCUGAAGCGAUUUAAUAAUUUUUCGUCUAAAUGAUAUAUGAACAUUUAAAUCCAGAAAUCUAGAUUUGUAAACGCACGAAAGAACUCAUCAGAGAGGAUGCUAGUUAACCCAAUCCAAAUCCAUAGUUGUUUGUCAUGGUCCAGGUUGGUCAAUUAAGAAAAAUCAAGCUAUCAUUAAGACACGAGAUUUCUCACUAAAAAACGACCAUGAAAACUCAAAAUGGAUUCGAAUGCAAAUUUAACGAUCAGGCUCGGAUCGAGCAAAUGCUAAGUAGAGGUGUGCAUCUUAAUUAUAGUAAUUGGUUAAUUGUGCCGCGUUAUCUGAUCGAGUUUAACUUGCUCGUGGAGUAGGAAUCGUGCACAUGCUCUUAUCAGAUCUUUGCCCUUAUCAGAUGACACCGGAAUUGCCGGUUUCGCAUAAAAGGACACAGCUGUGCGAGCAUUAAAUCGGGACUACUUUCGUAAUUCGUUACAUUCGAAUAAACUCAUCUUCCGCUGAUUAUAAAUUUAUUAUAACCACGAUGGUGGUCCUCAUUAAGAUCGUAAAAAAUUAUUUACAUCUGCCGCGCGCCGAUGUCGGCGAAUAUCUUUUUUGCUCGACAAGCUCCACCAAUCUGCAACUUUUAUAUAAUCGUAGCUAAUUUUAUUUCAUCGUGUACGCAUCAUUCCUCCGUCUAUAUCCUUGCAAAUGAGUCACAAAAGGACACAUGCGAAAUGUACUAAAAAACAACACGUUCUUGCAUGUUUCUCUUUAUUUGAUUCUUUGAAACGACAGUGUCAUUUGAGUGAAACAUAUUCGUAGCACACAUUUAAUACACAUAAUUACAGGCUUCGUUAAUUGCUCAUCGAACUCUUAUCGUUUAAUUAAUUGCAACAAAUUUAAGGCGAAAUAAAUAACUCGCUAUUAAAAUCACACCACGAUUCCAGCAUAUUUUUUUUCUAUAAAAAACGCUCGUUCACUCUUUUUUAAUGCAACAGUUGUUGCUCAGUGGCGGUUUACGAUAAUUGAACGAUGAUUAUUCAUUGAAUCGACGCUGAUGAGCGGUCUCGAGUUGCAAAGGAACGGCCACAUAAAAACAGUCCAGUACUCCUCUCUACAGAAGAGAAGAGCUGUGAAACAGUUUUUGCGUCUCGAUUUCACUGGUCGUGAUACAAGGAGGAGGUUCCCAUGCACAUUAAUUUUGCAUCAUCGUGAACGAGAGAAAGUACGAGCUCUAAAAUAUUCCUGCAGCACGUUAUAUCGUAUUGCGCGCUUAUGUCUCAUAAAUAAUUUUAGCUCUCCUUCCUUCCUGCCUCUUUUAGUUCUUUAUCCCUUUCUUCUAUCUUGUUCUCAAAUCCGUAUCAUAAAAACAAGCAAUCAGCGUUAAACGAUGCAGCAUUCAUUGAGAUUUAACUGGCCUCUGCCCUUUAUUAAAGCUCUUCUGAUUAACAUGGUCGUCAAUUUCGUAAUAGAAACAUCGACUAUGAUUAGAUAAUUUACAUGUAUUAAAUCGAGAAUCUGAGUCGACUGAAGGUAAUCCUCAGACACUAUCUAAUUCUUUCAUAAACGAACUUUCAUAAUCCUCCUAUCAAUUAAGUUUUUAGUCAAUUAAUUUUUGUCAAUUAGCUUUUUGUUACUAAUUUUAUACAAACUGCGCUUGUUACUAAAGAGCUAUUGGAUUGUUUUUUAAUUUUAUUUAUAUGAUAACGAAUUAACGACCACACAUCAUUGAUUAAUAUUCAAUUCGCAUAAUCGCUGCAUAAGUUAGCGCGCAAAUUUCGACUUAUCUUAGGUUUCGCUAAUCAAGCGACGCGGUAGCGUCGCGACGCCAAGUACAUAAAAAUCAAAAAUAAGGUUCCGAACAAUGAGAAUCACUGCAUAAACAUCGAGCGUUACCAAGUUCAGUGCAUAUACGUCGAGCGCUACCGCAUCUUGCGUUUUCAACAUUCUUACACUUGUUGACCGUUGCACGUUACACAAAACACAUAUUCGCUUUCUUACCUGUACGUACACAUUUUACACUCGAUAGUCUUUUCGCUAUAGGGUACUAGCAACUAACAAUAAUAACAAUUUAUAAUAAUAAUUUAAAUAAAAUAAUAAUUAAAAUAAUAGACACAAUGAAGUGCUUUACUAUGAAGUGCACCCAAAUCAAACAUAAACAAUUUUGUCGCCUUUCACUCGUUAUUCUAGUUACUGCACCAACUCGAAUCGCGACUGAGAUCGCUUCUCGAGUGCAAAGGUUUAAAUGUGUAAUCAAAACUUCUAAUGUGUAACCCUAUUCAUGUCUCGCGUCGGAAUGAAAGUCGCGAAAAUUCGUCUUUACACUAACGUUCACAUAUCCAGGUACAUAAGAAGUUAUCGAUUUGUAGAAUAGAAAACCAUACGCGCAUUAUGUUAGCAAUUUCGGUAAUUGACGAUAUUACCUCGAUGCAUUAUUACAAUGUACUUUUAUAUUAAUAUUACUUUAAAUUACUAAAUUACAAAAUUAGAGGAAAAGAAAAGGCAGAAAAAAAACUAUUUUAUUCAGCUAUUUGUACCUUACUUGUUAAUGCCUCAUAAUUUAUUCAAUGCUUCGUAAUUUAGUCUAUAGCAGUACCACUGUUGUACAAGUAUCUUUGCUGCAAAGUUUAGAAUCAGUAGUAUGUAUAUCAUGCAUUUAAUAUCGAUAUGUAGAAAGAAAAGUAUGUGUCGGCUUGUGGCCUUAUGGCACUUCAUCCUUAAAGAAGAUACAAAUUAUAUUUUUUGAAGCAAUAUUUAUAUCGUUCUUAUUAUGUCAGGUACGAAUCAAUUUCUCAUUUACUGCAUUUUAUUAUAUAUACGAAAAUUUCCAAAUAUCUUCAGUGAGUGUUAAUAACCAUUUCUAAUACAGAAAAAUGUACAUAACAUAAUAGAAACAUAUUUCAGAUAAAUUAAUACAUUUUUCAAUAAUUAUGCACAUAAUUUCGAGAAUAUGGGUUCAAUCUAGUUGACAUAUUGUUAAAAUCAUGCGACUAAGUUAAUGUCCGAUAUAUUUUAAUCAUUGUUAUUUCUUAAAGAGCUAUUUUUAGAUAAAGGUUUUUGUACGGAAUAUCAAAAGUUUUAAUAAUGUACAUACAUAUAUAUAUUUGUAUGUGAAAGGGAAUCGACAAUAGUCUGUUAAAAACUGCUUCAGAUCAUAAUUUUAACAAUAUUUUCUUAUCUUAAACAACAUCUCAACGUAUUUCUCGUGAAAAACUGCAGUAUUGCAAAAGUUAUGAAAAUACUCAUGUUCGUUAUUAUUAAUUGCAUUUUUAUUAUAAAAUACAAUGCAGGGUUGCUACUUACUGAUAACGUAUGUGUUCGCAUAUUUUCUAAUAUUAAGUAUAUCUUUAAUAGAGUCCGCUACGAUUGGACAAUAUUGAAAAAUCAGGCGGAAUUGGACAUAAUACAAAAGUAUGCAUGCAACGCAAGAUUCCAUACCAUCACUUUUAUGCUCAUAGGUAUUGUUAUUGGCAUGGGCAUAAUCAUACUGUCUUCUAUAUCAUUUAUACUUGAUGCAAUUAUACCACUGAAUGAAUCACGGCCGUUAUGGUUACCGAUUAUAGUAGAAUACUUCGUCGAUCAAGAAAGAUAUUUCUUUGCCAUUUUAAUACAUACUUUCAUGUUCGUUUAUGUUGGCUGUAUAACAAUAGCAGCUAUUGCAACAAUGCUUAUAGCAUAUGUAUUACAUAAUUGUGCCAUAUUUGAAGUUGCCAGCUAUCGAAUAGAGCACAUAUUUGACAAAACAAUAUUACAAAUGUCAAAAGAUAUUCGACAGCAUAUACUAUAUGAGAGAUUAAUUCACGCAGUAUAUCUCCAUCGCAGAGCUGUGGAUUUGGCCAAUAUCUUGACGAACAGUUUUGCGACAUUAUAUUUCAUAUUAUUAACAUUUGGAGUAGCUUCUACGAGUUUCAGCGUUUUUCAUUUCUUCCAUGUGUUGACACCUUUAAACGACGUACUUGAACUAAUAAUGACUAGCAUCUUUAUAAUUUUACAUUUGUAUUAUAUAUAUAUAGGUAAUUAUGUUGGACAAAGUAUCAUAGACACCAGCACAAAUAUUUUUCGAACAACAUUCAAUACGGAAUGGUACACAGCACCACUGUGGUUACAGAAAGUAACAUUAUUUAUUAUGCAGAGAAGUAGCAUUAAGAGUACUUUAACAGCUGGAGGUAUAUUUGAUGCAUCGUUAGAAGGUUUUGCUAAGCUUAUGAGUAUGUCGAUAUCCUAUGUUAUGUUUCUGCGUUCUACGCGAAGUCAACAAGAAAAUACGCAAGAAGAAUUAUAAUUAUGAUUUAUUCGAAUUUGUUUUACAAAUAUAAAACAUAUCCACCAUAUAGUAUAUGUACUCUGUUGUAUACAUAUUAAUAAAAUACAUUUGAACGAAUGAAUAUAUCGGAAAUGUAUUAAUUAUAUCAAUUAACGAAAUCUUUUUAAUAUAAUGUAUAGCCAUUCUUCGACGUAGAUACGUGCAAGUAUACAAUUUUUGUUCUAACAUUCUAGUAGUUAGUAAUGUGCCAAAGAACUGACCGUAUCCUUCCACUCGUGGAAGCUUAAGUUUUUACAUUUAAUUCAUACUUAAUACUAUAUACUAAUAAUAAUAUAUUAUAUAUUGAACGCAAAUAUACUUGAUCAUAAAUUUGGAUAAGAUCAUUAUAUUAUCAUUACUUUAAUGUUAUUAAGAAUAAAGGUAGGUAUUUUUAUAUAAUUGUAUAGAUAUGAUAUAUGAUAGUGACCGUACAAAUUUAAAAACUUCGGUUUAUUCUAGAAGGGACAAUGGGAGCGUACGUGUUGAUCGACUGUUUAAUUAGGACAUUGGAUGCUUUUGCAUCGAUAGCCAUGUUGAACAUAGUUGAAGCCAAACAGCUAAUUAAAUUAAAUAUUAAAUUUAUUCAUUUAGUUAUAUUUCUAAAAUUUGCAUUAUAAGCUUUAACACCAUAUCAGCAUUUUUUUAUAUUUAGAUAGCUAUUCUGACGAUAUCCUAUCUCACUACAAUUUAUUUUGUGCAUUAAAUUCGAAACAAAUGACAAAUCUGACUGUAAAUGAUAAGGCUUUAUUAAUAUGUGUUUAUAAGACAAUUUUUCAUUCACUGCUAUACAAUAAUAUGCAUUUGUGAAAAUAUUCCAACCGAAUAUUUCAUAAUAUUAUUCUAUUUUUUUAUCAUUAACACCUGCCCAUUAUUAGUAUUACAAUAUAUAAUAAUAGUAUUAUUAGUAUAUAGUAUUAUUCUCGUUGGUACAUUUUGUAUCCUUAAACUUUAAUUACUAUUUAAUAUCUAGUUUUCUUUCUAAUAACUAACCACACAUAAUCUCGUAUCUUGCAUUUUCUACAUUCUUACACUUGUUGACCGUUGCACUUUACACAAAAUACAUAUUCGCUUUCUUACCUAUACGUACGCAUUUUAAUCCUUUGCACUCGAUAGUCUUUUGGCGACAGGGUACUAGCAACUCACAAUAAUAUUAAUUUAUAAUAACAAUUUACAAUAAUUAUUUAAAUAAAAUAAUAAUAAAAAUAAUAAACACAAUGCUUUAUUAUGAAGUGCAUCCAAAUCAAACAUAAACAGUUUUGUCGCCUUUCACUCGUCAUUCUUACUGCACCAAACCGAGUCGCGACUGAGAUCGCUUCUCGAGUGCAAAGAGUGAAAUGUGUAAUCUAAACUUAUAAUGUGUAACACUAUUCAUGUCUCGCGUCGGAAUGAAAGUCACGAAAAUUCUUCUUUACACUAUGUUCACAUAUACAGGUACAUAAGAAGUUAUUGAUUUAUAGAAUAGAAAACCAUACCCGCAAUAUAUCAUUAUGUUAGUAAUUUCAGUACUUGUCGAUAUUAUCUCGAUGUAUUAUUACACUUUCUUUUUAUAUUACUUUAAAUUACUAAAUUACAAAA